AUGGUUGAUGGAUCCCCAGAUCUAGAUUUCCCCGUAUCUUCCGCCAUUUCGGCCUCUCCUUCAUUGUCCCCGACAAACACGCGCAACCUGCGUGCCAAAUCGCGUCUGGCCCCGGCGGUGUUCUUAUCCUCUCCUUCAGGAGACUCGAGCUCCAGCUCUUCCGCUGGUUCUCCCUCCCAGAGCGUGACACUCGAACCCCCGCCGCUUCCAUUCUUGUCGGCCAACCUUCGACCAGGCGACUCCCUGACCUCGUCGCCGGACAAUCGCAGAGCGGAAAGCAGUGUCUACUAUACCACUGCCUGGGGAUCUCCGUAUGCAGCACCCAGCACCCGGAGAUUAUCGCUGACUCUGAGCCAAUACGCCGGCAUCGACAACGGAGCAUCGAGAGAUAGCUCACCCACCCCGUCUAUAGUCAAUCCCCCCGAGUUUCGGAGAGCUAGUGUCGCCGUCAAUUCCGAGGAUCUUCUUGGCCAUCGCGAAGGAAAAUCAAUUCGGGAUUUUACUCAGGAUUGGAUCAAUCAAUAUUUGUCAGGCCAGCCUAGGACCGAACGCAGUAAUUGGCUGAGCGACGAUUCGGGAAGUGAGGCACCCUCGUUUUUCACGGCCAAGAAUCACCUUGCCGACGAUCUUUCGGACGACUGGCUUGGUCUGGAGGACGAUACCCGGGAAAGUGAGCUUCUGAAGACACCGACACUUUCCGAUUUUGUUGGAAAGAGGGCUGCAAGCCGCGCAAAAGGAAAGAAGAACGCUCACAAGCGUACGGAGACGUUGCGCCAGGAGGAUUUUUGGGGUUUCGCAUACGACAAGGAAUCCCCGAACAAUAACAUGUCAGAUUCUAAGGAGCUGCAGGGCAUAACUAUGGAGGUAACUUCGCCAGUGGAGAAGCCAUUGCCAGCACCCCCAACAAAUACAAACGAUGAGCCUGAGACACAAGAAAGCGCAGAGGGGUCCGCAAUGCCCGAUAUUUCAAAGAGGCAGGCGGCCGACGUCAACAGUACACCCAAGCAAAUCCCACAGAGACGGAAGAAGAAGAUUAUAUGGAAAGGCAAGGCAUGCUUUAUUGAUCUGCCGGUUGAUGACGCUCGCGGGUCCGAAGCGUCUGGUCACCAUAUUUUGAAACCCGCAGAGGUCCAGGCCCGGUUGAAAAAAUGGGAGGAUGAGGGUUAUGACGUUAAAGGAUUCACUGUUGGCGAUAUGCACGACUCUGCCGAGCCAACCGAGCUUGGUGGCUUGACUCGUCCUUUAUACCCCGAUCCAGCUGAGAUGCACGACGAGGGCAAGGCUCAACCCACCUCCAUUCGUUUCCCGGACAAGGCCGUAUGGGAUUCCUAUGUGGCCCACUUGCAAGAGGAGAAGCUGCGGGCUCUCGGUGUGUCCUUCGGCGACGAUGAACCGGGUCCCUCAAUUUCUCCCGCUUCUGGCUCGAUUAACCCGUCGCAAACGCCAUUCCCCGGGAUGGGACUAUCACCACCAAUCCCAAGUGCAUCCGCUGCUAGCAAUCCACUGGGCGGGAUCCAUCCUUUCUCCCCGCAGUUCGGGCAAUCAGCCGGGGCUGCAAGUGGAGGUAUUGGAUCCUUGGCCUCACCAGCUUCACAAUUCAGCGUGCAAACUCCGUUCCUGGGCAUGAAUGGUAUGGAGCAGAACAUGAUUUCUGGAUUCCCAUUCCAAUUCCAACCUACACCACCUGCACAGGGAGCUAUGACCCCGCAGAGUCUGAUCAACCUACGACAAGGCAACGGCUCUGUUGGUCCAGCUGCACUUCACAACUUCAGCUCCAUGCUGUCGCCCGUAUCCCCAUUGCAUGACCAAGGUCCCUUCCACCAUGGAUUCAACGAUGGCUUCCAAGAGAAGGAGGUAUAUGAUGACCGCUUUGGAAACCCUGGUUAUGAGGACGGGCCUCCGUUUCCCACUCCCCAGACUCCCGUCAACGAUCCGAGUCAGUUCCAUGCUUCGAAUGUGGAAAUUGCCCACCCGACACCUCGUGGCCAUGGUCACAACUUGAGCGAGACUCUCCAGAGAGGUCUUGACAAUAUGGCACACCCCGAAUACCACUUGACUCACGCUGCCGACCACCACAUGGAAACAGAUGAGCAUGACGCGAAUCACCAUGAAAACAUUCUCAAGCCUCACUGGGCCUUGCCAGAGAAUGAUCCUCAUCACCAGAUUCAAAAUGUUCCCCCACAACCAUCGCAUUUCGCCCAUCACCCCAACCAGUUCUACAAUGAGCAGUAUGCGCAUGAAAAUGCGCAUGAAGGUUCUGACUUUGAUACCAACCCAAGCAUCACUGGAACUCCUCAGACUCGGGGUGCGCAGCCAAACCAAGGGUCAUGGCACGAGGCAAAGCCAAGUGCUGGCUCUUUCCGCGGUCACCAUAGCAGGCUAUCUACUUCAUCUUUCAACGUUGAAGCCAAGGAGUUCGACCCAACGGCUUCUUUCGGAUCUCAGCAAGCACCCUUUGUCAACAAUGGAUUCCAAUUUGGGGGAGUCGAUCAGCCUGGUUAUGGAUUUGCCCCGGCAGCUCCUUUUGCUGCAGGCAUGAUGCAGGCCCCCAUUGAUUCCAACCCUCAGCCCAAGCCCAAGUCCAGCAGUUUCAAGUUUUCGGCUGCUUCCUUCAACGUGGAUGCGCCUGUCUUCAACCCGUCUGCCAGCAUCACCUCUAACCAUACUGCCCAACAGCCAUCUGAGAGUGGAUCAAAGAUUUUCGGGGAUAUUGAUCUCUCUGAGAUCUCGAAGCCAGCCAAGAAGUCAAAGGCUGUUCCAAUUGUGCGACCAGAUGACGAAGUUGAACCCCAAGAGGAUGAACAAGAGACUCAUGACGACCAUGAGGGACGGCCAGUGCCCACUGAUCGUCACAAGCGGGCUCGCCGAGGCGUCGGCCAUGCUGAAGGCGAGGCUCGCUACAGCAUCUCGACCCAUCCGUUGGGCGAGUCUGGCAACGCUCAAGCACCUAACCCGCUCCAAAGUGUUGCUGAGGGCAAGGAGAAUGCCUCCCCUAAUGAGAACGACAAAAAGCGAGUCGAGCGCCAGGACACCCCUCACAGUGAGGCAGAAACAUGGACUUUGUUCGAUGCCCAACGUGAUGCUGAUGCACGAUCUCACAUUGAAUCAUCUGUUCAUGAAGAUCAGACCAGAGAUCUGGACGAACCUGCUGAGGAGACUCAGCUGGAACAGUCCACUCAGAACAACGGUCCUGAAUGUGAUGUCAAGCCCGCAGGCCAUUCCUCCCAAGAAUCCAAGGACCAGAACACAAUGCUCUCUGCCACAGCUAAGCCUUUCGAGUUCAAGCCUGCUGUUUCCUCCUUCGCGCCUACUUCCGUUGAGCCGUCCAACUUUGGGGAGCAAAGCCCUUCAUUGCGGAAGUCAGAAGCUCAGCAAACCGAGAAGAAAACCGUCGACAAGAAACAGGGUGGUCUUAUGGCUUCUCGCUUCGCGACUAACAGCCCACCGAAGUCGCAUGUCCCACCUCUCUCACAUACCAUUGCGCCAUUCCAGGAGCCGGAGACGCUUACUGCUCAACAGAAGCUUGAGUAUUACCGCGAAUCCGCUGAAGAGUCGCCUGAUGACGAUGAACUUAACGCGAUCAUGGAUCAGCUUAACGAGGACUCGGAUGUUGGCAUCGAGCGCCACACUACACCUCUUCCUCGCCAGUUCAUCUCAGAGUCUGUUGGUGGGCCAACUAAAGAACGACCCUUUGGUUCUGCAGAGGGCCGAAGCGAGGCACCGAGCCCCAGCCCUGGUGGCGGCCACAAGACCUACAAGCUCGAUAUUCCCAAGCUCGGCUCCGACAUUGAUGCUCAGAGCAAUGCUACCUUCUCUCCUGUCAAGAGUCUCAUCUCUCGUAUCCAGUCUCCUGUGCGCCAGCUUAUCACCGAGAACGACCAUGUCAGCGAUUGGGAUGACAUGAUCUCCUCUGGAGAGGACGAGAAGUUCUUCAACCGCAACCGCUUCUUCGAUCGCCGCAUUAAUGAUAUCGUUGGUGCUGCCAUCGAUGAUCGUUUAAGCCCCAUGGAGCGUGCUCUGGCUGUUAUUCAGCAGUCUGUUGCUUCUAUCGCUACUGGGGCUGCCACUCGGAGGGUGCUGCGCAGCACAUCCGCUGAACUUGAGGACAGCGAUGCAGAUGAUGAGGAUGAUGGUGAGGAAGCGCACGAGAGUUCGUCUAGAGAUCGCUCGCCUCAUCACAUGCGUGACCGUAAGGUGGAGAUGCUGAAGAGCAUCGUCAUGGAGGCUCUUGUUACUCAUGACAUGCCACACCGCUCGGCUCCUCACUCUAGCCAUAGCGAAAUGGCUCUGCUCAAAGAGAGCAUUGCUGAGCUUCAGGCUAUGACCAUUAAGAAGCUUGCACAGGAUCCUGUUGGUGACAUGCGCGAGAUUCUUGAGGAGACUCUUGCUAGGCAAUUGGCCCAGCAAACUCCGCGGUUGUCGGAAGCCGAAGAGAUUGGUGCGGAUAGCCUCAUGCUCCAGAUCGACGGUCUCAAGAGCAUGUUGCGACUCGCCGAUGAGCGUUCUGAGCAAGAAUACAAGGCACGCCGGGAGGCACAGGAGUCGAUCGGCGAACUCCAGACUCUUCUGAAGCUUGCUGAAGAUGACGCCGCGCGCCACAGUGCUGCUGCCGAAGAUGCGGAGGCUCGCUUCCUUCACUUUAAGGAGGAGAAAAUUCCUCACCUGGAGAAGAUGCAGUUCCGAUCCGAGUCUCUCGCGGAGGAGAACGAGACCCUCAAGGUCACUCUUGCCGAGCUUUCUUCAAAGAACAUCGCUCUCGAAGGUACUCUAGACGAGUACCGCGUUUCCAGCGACCACUUCCGUCGUCAACUGGAGACCGCUAAGGGCGAGAACAAGUCCCUUCAUGAGACCGUUGAUCAUCUACGUACUCGUAUCGAGGACAGCAUGUUCGCUCGCCAGAACCUCACCGAGAAGUUUGACCGUCUGCAAGCUGACAUGGUUACUGUCACUUCCGAGAUCACCCAGGACCAAGCUGCUGCCCGCCGCAGGGAAGAGCAACAGACAGCCAAGCACAACGAGCUUCUCGCAUCGCAUGCUCGUGAAAGCAAGCUCCGUGAGCAACUCGAGCAGGAUGUGCGCGAGUUCGAGGUCCGCGAGCGUGAAGCUGCCAAGAUCAAGUUCGUCCACGAGCAAUCGGUACAGGAGAACGCUCGCUUGGAAGAAACUAUUGCCACACUGCGUGCCGAGAACCAUGACUUGCAGCUGAAGUCGGCUCGCUUCGAGCGUGAGUUCAACGACGCCCGUGAGAGCAGCCGCAUCGAGGUCCAGCGUACCCGUACUUCUAUGGAGGCAGACCUUGAGGCAGCCAAUAGCCAAGUCAACAUUGUGCGCGCGGAGCUUGAGGCCCAGAUUAUCCGUCUCCAGAGCCAAAUCGAUCAUGUUCGCAUGGAUGCUGAUACGUCUCGGGAGCGCUAUGAGAUGCUCCUCGAGGACGCUAAUGACUCAAAGGUCGCUGCCCUCACCAUCGCUAAAGAGUCCCGGGAGACUGCCCUUGAGGACCAGCGCAAAACACACGAGCGGGUUCUCAAUGACCUCCGCGAGCGUCACGCCCGUGCCCUGCACAACUCUUCUGAGGAUCGCCAACGUGGUGAAGCUCAUACAGAGGAGCGCCUGGCUCUCGCAGCUGAGAAGGUCAGCCACCUUCAGGAACGUGUGCAACACCUUGAGGAGAAGCUUGAGAUUGCCCAGUCUGCUGCCCGUGCCGCUGCUGAGGCGGCCCAAAAGGCUGGCUCCGGCCCCAUUCCUGCCCCUGUUCCUGCCCCUGGCCAUUCGUCGUCGCCUUCCAUGUCUUUCACCAAGGGAUCAAACGAGCCUGAUAAGAUCUCCCCGCAGGCUCUUCGUGAGUCUAUCUUCGUGUUGCAAGACCAACUUCAGCAGCGUGAGACCCGUAUUGAGGAGCUUGAGCAAGAGAUUGCUUCGGUAGACAAGGAUGCCCCUAACAAGAUCAAGGAGCGAGACAGCGAGAUCACCUGGCUUCGCGAGGUGCUCGGUGUUCGCAUCGAUGAUCUGCAAGACAUAAUCAAGACUCUCUCGCAGCCUUCCUUCAACCAGCAUGCCGUCCGUGAUGCAGCUAUCCGCCUGAAGGCGAACUUGCAAAUGCAACAGCAGGAACGAGAGCGCGCUAUGUCCGGAGCAACUCUGCCGUCGCUUCAGUCCAUUGCAGCGUCUCCCCGGUCUCUUCCUCUUGCUGCCGCUGCAGCCUGGGGGAAUUGGCGCAAGGGUAGAGAAAACGGCAAUGUCAGCGGGAGCCCGUCUGAACAGACACCGUCCAAGUCUAGUAAUGCUAGUGCCUUCCUGUCUGGACUCUUGACUCCUCCAAGCUCGCACGCCCGUCAGAAUGCCCCCCACUAUUCUGCCCCGGGACGCUCCUAUGCCGAAAGCAGGCCUCUUAGAGGAUUCAACUCUCCCCGCCGUGGCUCAGUUCGCUCUGAAGCACCUAUCCCGGAGCCACCCAAGACCCCUCCACUUCUCCGUCGCUCCAGCUAUGAUCACGAUGCGGAGCCAGCAAACUAUGAGCAAGACAACUUUGCUCCCGACGAUAUCGAGAGCACCGUUGGCGGUAUGGUCUCGGCGUCUCCAAAGGAGACUGGCGAAGAAGGCCCCUUCGGACCGCAGAUCUCAUCUGAUACCGAAGAUACUCCCGAAGAGACUGAAGAGUGA
This is a messenger RNA of Penicillium pulvis, 6660 nucleotides long. Its product is annotated as putative myosin class II heavy chain (MHC). Bases 1 to 6660 code for a protein of 2219 amino acids. Gene Ontology annotation, cellular component: cytoskeleton. The transcript has a single exon. Lineage: Eukaryota; Fungi; Ascomycota; Eurotiomycetes; Eurotiales; Aspergillaceae. The record is from RefSeq and is a predicted model, not a curated record.